Molecule: messenger RNA, 2016 nt
Organism: Oncorhynchus masou masou (cherry salmon)
Lineage: Eukaryota; Metazoa; Chordata; Actinopteri; Salmoniformes; Salmonidae
Product: cilia- and flagella-associated protein 36-like
Exons: 12
Coding region: 740-1825 (361 amino acids)
Cellular component (GO): ciliary base; axoneme
Source: RefSeq, a predicted model, not a curated record
CAUUCAUCCAACAUGUCUUAUUAUAGCUUAGUUAAUACUUUAAGCAAACAAAACUAGCUGGUUAAGUUAUCCACUGGGUGAAACAGUAUAUAUCUGUGCGUAGAGACCACUCGAACGCCUAGAAAGUUCCGAUUCAAACGCACAAUUUACCAGAUCUGCAUUAGAAUGAUCACCAAAUAUUGAGUUUCGCUGAUCAACUCUCUGCAUUUACUUCCGGUAUGUACUUCCAAAAAAUGUCUAAAUAACAAUGUACAAGCAACCGAAAAACAUCCAGUGUGAUAGGAUUGAGCUGUUGUAUUCUUCCGGCCUGAUCGUGGAAGUAAUAUGUGAUUUUUAUUUGGACCUUUUUUGGAAGUACAUACCGGGAGUAAAUGAAGAUACUUGCUCAGCGAAACUCCAUAUUUGGUGAUCAGCGAAUUUACAUUAUAACGCUUACAGUGGGGAAUCGGCGCUUUCUGGAUGUUAGCAUACAGAUACUGGUGCACACACUGGUUGAAUCAAUUUAAUUGGUCAACGUGUUGUGACAUGGAAUCAACGUGAAAAAUUCAUUGGAUUUGAAAAAAGUCAUUAACCAGUACUGUUUUCAUCUAAUUUAAACAAGCGUUGUAAACAUUGAAAUUAGGGUUGAACUCAAAUACAUUGACUUACAGUUUUUGAUGACGAAGAUGAAAAUAAAUUGACUUAUACAGAAAUCCAUCAGCAGUACAAGCAUUUGGUGGAGAAGUUGUUAGAAACCUACAUGCAAGAGGUUGGCAUCGAUGAGCAGCAGUUUUUGGAGGCAUGCUCCUCUCCUUUUGCCAAGUCCAAAACCUUACAGACUGUAUUCCAGCCCGUCCUGGCCACAGACGACUUCCAGAUGUUCAGGUCUCUCAUGGUGCAGAAGAACAUGGAGCUCCAGCUCCAGGCGCUGCAGGUCAUUAAAGAGAGAAAUGGCGCCCUGCCUGAGUGUCUCACAGAUGGCGCAGACGUGAUGAGUGUACUGGAGCAGCAGGAGAUGAAGAUUAUACAGGAGGUUCUGAAGAGGUCAAAGGAGGAUUAUGACCUAGAGAUGGCUCGGCGACUGCAGUCAGAGGAGAUCGGCUCCACGUCCAGAAGCUGCUCUGAUAGGCCAGUUCUAGAGGCAGUCAGCAUCCAGAGGCCCACCUCCAUUCAACAGACCAACAAGCCCAAGGCUGAGGCGAAGGUGUGGGACAGUGGUAGCCACCAGCCCUCUGUCCCUCUGGUCAAUGGAAACGCAACGGUGAACAGUACAUCUCCUCAGAGAGGGGAGCUGAAGGCUGCUGGAGGUAGUGGGCAGAUGAGUCCAGCCAAUACCAGCACAUCUCCCCCUUCUAAGUUGGCAUCAGAACCACGAGUCCUUCCUGCUGUGAGGGUUCCAGUGAAGGGCAUAGAGCUUCCGGCUGUCUCCAGGGAGAAGGACAGCAGCCAGGCAGUAGAGGGCUGGAUAGAAGAGGCACGCAAGGAGGCUGGCAUCUCCAAGCCGUUCACAGAGUUGUCAGCAGAGCAGCAGGUGCAACUCCAGCAGAGGGCGCUGUACCUGAGGCAGCAGAGGGACAAACUUCAGGCCAUGAAAAGAGAGCAGAGACCUAAACCAGCCACACCAGAGGAACCCCCUGCCCCCACUCCCAGCACACCGGACUAUGUUCCCAAAAUGAACAGGGGUGGUGCUAGUAGUGUACAGGAAGAGAUGGUCAAUGCCUCGCAGCCUGCAAGCUCUCUCGUUGGGGGACAUAAACCCAAGGAGAUCUCUGUCGAAGAUAAAAAGAAGUUACAGAAAAGAAAACAUCUGGCUGAAAAACUGAAAGAGGAAGUCAUCAAGAAGUAAAAGCUACUGCAAUAUACACCCCCCCCCCCCCCAAGAGUUUAAUUGUAGUCAAAAUGGCCCGGGACUGUGCUUGAGAAGGGGGCAAAAGGAAAGGUAUUAAAAUGGAUCUUUAUAUAGAAUCAGUGGUGCAUUAAUAUUAACUAUGUAAGAUCAUGUAUGCUGUUUAAUAAAUCCUAUUAUUUUAUACACUU